UUUAACUUUUCACCGCCUCUCCCCAAAAUUAUAAUUAUUCUAUUCCACCUAGCCAAACAAAUUAAAAUAGAGAGAGAGAGAGAGAGGAAUCAAAAUCUUUGCAUAUAUCUCUUUUUCUCUUUGAGUUUUUCUUAAUCACACUUCUAAUAUAUAUGACUCUUCUUUGAUGAGACUUUCUUUCACUUGUGUUCAUUAUUCAUACAUCUCUCUAUUUUAUACCCAAGUCAACUGAGAAAGAUAAACUCCUUUUCUUUUUUUUUCGCAUGUUAGAGAAUAUGGAUGAAGAAGCAAUCUCCAGUAAUGGCAGUUUUGUUCAAAACCCAGUUGCUGGAUCUAAUCUUCCUUCUGUAAAGAGGAAGAGAAACCUCCCAGGAAACCCAGAUCCUGAAGCCGAAGUCAUAGCCUUGUCGCCGAAAACUCUCAUGGCAACCAACAGAUUCUUGUGUGAAAUAUGUGGGAAAGGUUUCCAAAGAGAUCAGAAUCUACAACUCCAUCGCCGGGGACACAAUCUUCCAUGGAAGCUCAAGCAGAGGACUAGUAAGGAAGUGAGAAAACGAGUCUACGUCUGCCCAGAAAAGACUUGUGUCCAUCACCAUCCUUCUAGGGCUCUUGGAGACCUAACUGGUAUAAAGAAGCAUUUCUGCAGAAAACAUGGGGAGAAAAAGUGGAAGUGCGACAAGUGUUCAAAGAGAUACGCUGUGCAAUCUGAUUGGAAAGCUCACUCAAAAACCUGUGGCACUAGGGAGUACAAAUGCGACUGUGGAACUCUAUUUUCUCGGAGAGAUAGCUUCAUCACCCACAGGGCGUUCUGUGAUGCAUUAGCUGAAGAAACAGCAAGAUUAAAUGCAGAAGCUAACAUAAAUGGCUUAGCUGCAGUUUCCGCCAACUUCAACUACCAUCAUCUUAUGGGGACGAGUCCUGUAGCGCCUAACAUGGCACAGCAUUUCCCUUCAAUUUUCAAGCCAAUCUCAAGCAAUGACCAGGCAAUGGACCAAACUCCAAGAGGACUCUCCUUGUGGGUGAGCCAAGAACCCCAAGUUCACCAUGAAGCAAUAGGCAGCAACAAUGGUAUGCAAGAGAUUCACCAACUUGGAUCUAUGGUUUCAUCAGGAACAAUAUUUUGUGAGCCUCUUGUUUCAUCUUCAAAUCCUUCACCGUCUGAUCAUUAUCAGUUAAAUUGGCCUUUCUUGGGAAACAAGUUCUCUUCAAGCAAUGCUCAUGAAGAGUUAACAAGCACAAACUCACUUCCAUUAAACAACGUUAAGGAUGCUGCAGCAGCAGCUCAACUAGUGAGUGUUCCUUCUUUAUAUAGCACACAACAGCAGUCCCAUCAAACAAGUUCAGCAGCAAAUAUGUCAGCCACAGCCCUACUUCAAAAAGCUGCUCAAAUUGGUGCAACUUCAACUGACCCAUCAUUUCUUGGAAGUUUUGGAUUAAAGUGCAACAGUAACAGUAUUCAAGAAGCUGGGAACAAGUACUGUGGAUUAUAUGGCUCAAACUCAAUAAACACAAGUACAAAUCUCGCAAGUGAUGUGGAAAACUCAGCAGGGAAUGAUAUUUCCAGCUUAAAUCAUCAGCUGCAAAUGUACCCAACAGCCAAACGCCAAAAAAUACAGAGCGACCAAGAGAAUACAGGAGGGCAAACUAGAGACUUUCUUGGAGUUGGUGUACAACAAGCCAUAUGCCACCCAUCAACUAUGAAUGGGUGGAUUUGAUUUUGAUGUGAUAUGGGGAAUUUGAUUCAUGGGUCGCAUGCUUUCAAUCUGAAUAGAGAAAUUAGUAAAAUGGGUAACAAUAAAGUUGGAAUUUUGAGGAGAGAGAAAGAGAGAUUUUAGUAUUGGGAAACUUUGUAGGGAGGAAAAGGUGACAUUGAGUGGCAUGAUGAGGGCUAAAAGCCAUUGAAGAAGUAAAGAAGAGAUCCAUGCAUAUUCCUGUUGAGCAUUGAAAAGCUGACCACUUUAAAAAUGGUGGCUCUUUUUUUUUUAUUUUUCAUUUUUGAUAAAAGGGGAAAGGGAGGAGUGGGGGCAAAGUACGUAUGAGCAACUUUUGAGCUCCAUUAUUGCAUUUGUUUCAUCUCUAUUGUGGUUGUUAUCUUGUCGAAAUAGGACUUGAAAGAAAGAAUAUUAUUCUCAUUUUCCAGUGGCAAAAA
Molecule: messenger RNA, 2149 nt
Organism: Manihot esculenta (cassava)
Lineage: Eukaryota; Viridiplantae; Streptophyta; Magnoliopsida; Malpighiales; Euphorbiaceae
Product: zinc finger protein NUTCRACKER
Exons: 3
Coding region: 264-1715 (483 amino acids)
Cellular component (GO): nucleus
Molecular function (GO): DNA-binding transcription factor activity
Source: RefSeq, a predicted model, not a curated record